Molecule: messenger RNA, 2430 nt
Organism: Hemicordylus capensis (graceful crag lizard)
Lineage: Eukaryota; Metazoa; Chordata; Lepidosauria; Squamata; Cordylidae
Product: vomeronasal type-2 receptor 26-like
Exons: 5
Coding region: 1-2430 (809 amino acids)
Biological process (GO): G protein-coupled receptor signaling pathway
Cellular component (GO): membrane
Molecular function (GO): G protein-coupled receptor activity
Source: RefSeq, a predicted model, not a curated record
AUGUUUUUCAGAGUUGUGAGUAAGAAUUACCAGCACAUCCUGGCCUUGGUAUUUGCUGUAAAGGAAAUCAAUAAGAAUCCCAAGAUUUUACCAAAUUUCACCCUGGGAUUCCAUAUCUAUGACAGCUAUUAUGAUGUCAAAUGGACCUGUUAUACCACAAUGCAACUUAUUUCCAUGGGAAAUAGAUUUGUUCCUAAUUACAGCUGUGACAUCCAGGACAAUCUAGUUGCAGUCAUUGGGGGACCUUCCUCUAAAAUCUCCCUUGAGGUGGCAAAUGUUCUAGACAUCUACAAGAUUCCACAACUCUUGUAUGGAUUUGGUCCAAUGAGGAUUGCAAACACUCAACUACUUCCUUUCUAUCGAAUGGUUCCAGAUGAAGCCCAUCAAUACAUGGGAAUUCUUCAGUUACUUCGACACUUCAACUGGACAUGGGUUGGAUUUGUUGCUGACAAUAAUGCAAAUGGAGAAAGGUUUCUGCAGAGAAUGCUUCCAGUAUUUUCUGAGAAUGGCAUAUGUCUUGCAUUGUCAAAAAUAUACCCCAGGAUGAGUUUUGAUAAUGACUUUGAAGAGCAAAAGGAAUGGUUAUUUAAAAUAUAUGAUAUGGUCAUGACCAGCACAGCAACUGCAUUGAUCUUCUAUGGAGACUGCAAUUCCAUGGUAUCAUUGAGAUAUUUCCUGUUUUUGCCAGAAAUGGAAGACACAACAAAAAAGCCAAAAAGUAAAGUGUGGAUUCUGACAGCCCAGAUGGAAUUCACAUCUACUGUAUUCCAUAGAAGUUGGGACAUACAAGUAAUCCAUGGCUCUAUAUCCCUUGCCAUUCAUUCUAAUGACCUAUUAGGAUUCCACCAAUUUAUUCAAAGCAGGAACCCUUCCAAAGCAAAAGAAGAUGGUUUCAUCAGGGAUUUCUGGGAGCAGGCAUUUGGUUGUUUGUUCCCAGAUUCAGAUCUGGGCAACAUAGAUGGUGAUAUCUGCACCGGAGAAGAGAGGCUGGAAGAUCUCCCCGGUGCUUAUUUUGAAAUGAGCAUGACUGGCUACAGCUACAAUGUCUACAAUGCAGUCUAUGCUGUGGCCCAUGCUCUGCAUGCAAUGCACUCAUCCAGGUCAAAAAGCAGAGCAAUGAUGCAAGAAGAAGGAAGGAGUCGUGAGAACCCACCUGCAUGGCAGAUCCACCACUUUUUGAGAUGGGUCUCCUUUAACAACAGUGCUGGGGAGGAGGUUUCCUUUGACUUAAAUAGAGAAUUAAUGACAGGAUUUGAUGUUAUAAAUUGGGUCACAUUCCCUAACCAAUCCUUCAUCAGAGUGAAAGUUGGAAGGAUGAAUCCUCAGGCUCCUCCAGAGCAAGCACUCUCUGUUAAUGAAGACACGAUUGUAUGGCAUAGCUGGUUUAACCAGGCACAGCCCCUUUCUGUCUGUAAUGACAACUGCCUUCCUGGUUAUAGAAAGAAAAUGAAGGAAGGGGAGCCAUUUUGCUGCUAUGAUUGCAUUUCAUGUCCAGAAGGGAAGAUAUCCAGCCUGAAUGAUAUGGAGGAGUGUUUUACAUGCCCAGAGGAUCGUUAUCCAAACAAAGACAAGAAUGAAUGCAUUGCCAAGGUUGUCACUUUCUUGUCUUAUGUGGAACCUUUAGGGAUUGGGCUAAGUAUUACUGCUAUUUCAUUGAUUGUGAUCACAGUUCUGGUGUUAGGAACAUUCAUGAAGCACCACAACACUCCCAUAGUCAAAGCCAACAACCGGAACCUCACCUACAUGCUCCUUGUCUCCCUCCUACUCUGCUUCCUUUCUGCGUUGUUAUUCAUUGGCCAACCUCAAAAAAUUACAUGUCUCUUCCGACAGUCAGCCUUUGGCAUCACCUUCUCAGUAGCUGUCUCUUCCAUUUUGGCCAAAACCAUCACGGUGGUUCUAGCCUUCAUGGCCACUAAGCCAGGAUCCAGGAUGCGGAUCUGGAUGGGGAAAAGAGUAGCCAACCUCAUUGUUGUUUGCUGCUCUUUGAUUCAAGCAGGGAUAUGUGCUGUGUGGCUGGCCACCUCUCCCCCAUUCCCAGAUGCCAACAUUCAUUCAAUGACUAAAGAAAUUUUCUUGGAAUGUAAUGAGGCAUCGCCCACCAUGUUUUACUGUGUACUAGGCUACAUGGGUUUCCUGGCCAUUACCAGCCUCUCUGUGGCUUUCUUUGCCAGGAAGCUGCCUGACACUUUCAAUGAAGCCAAGCUGAUCACGUUCAGCAUGUUGGUCUUUUGCAGUGUUUGGCUAUCUUUUGUUCCAACCUACUUGAGCACCACUGGGAAAUACAUGGUAGCUGUGGAGAUCUUCUCUAUCUUAGCAUCCACUGCUGGCUUAUUGCAUCUUAUCUUCCUCCCCAAAUGCUACAUUAUUGUUCUGAGGCCUCAGCUGAACAACAGGGAACAGCUAAUAAGGAUAAAUCUUAGGAAAAGUUAA